ACAGCAGAUCGCAACCCCUGUCGAAACAAUGAUUUUCACGUUUCCUGUGGUUCUCGCGGUGGGGACGCUGCUUCUGGCAGCAUGGCUUCUCCGGAGCUAUCUGCGACUUCGACACAUCCCUGGGCCUUGGCUAUCCGCCUUGACCAACGUGCCUCGUUCAUACUGGGUCUGGACCAACCGAUCCCAUGAUAUCCAUAUUGAUUUGCACCGAAAAUAUGGUCGACUGGUCCGUUUUGGACCCAAUAUGAUCUCGGUGACAGAUCCCCAGGAGAUUCCUCACAUCUACAGUUUCGCAGGCACUUUUGGCAAGUCCGACUUCUACCGGGCUCUCGCCUUUUACGUGCGAGGAAAACCCGUCGAGACCAUUUUCGCCACGCAGAAUGAGCAGAUCCAUCACCUUCUGCGACGACCCAUCGCCGGGAUGUACUCGAUGAGCAACGUGGUCUCAUUCGAGCCGUAUGUGGACUCCACGAUCAAGUAUCUGUUCGAGCGACUCGACGAGGAGUUUGUCCACCCGGGCCGCAUCUGCAAUUUUGAGACGUGGCUUCAAUAUUUUGCGUUUGAUGUGAUCGGAGAAUUGACCUUCUCUAAACGCCUCGGGUUCUUACAACAUGGGGGCGAUGUGGAUGGCAUCAUCCACGCCAUCGAUCACUACUUCAACUCGGCAGCUAUCGUAUCCCAGAUUCCCUGGGUUGACUGGCUCUGGGCCAAGAAUCCCAUUGUCCAGCGCUUCCGCAAGCAUAGUGUGAAUCCGAUCGUGGCAUUCGCGCUGGCCCGGGCCGCAGAACGACAAAACGAAAAGAAAGAAGCCGACGGGAACGCCCGUACCGGAGACUUUCUUUCCCAGUUCCUCGGGGCGAUCGAGAAGGACCCGAGCAUACCGCCAUGGGCGCUCACGGCAUGGACUACAUCCAACGUGGGUGCAGGGAGCGACACGACGGCGAUCCUGCUUCGAACCAUCAUUUACCAGCUACUCAAGCACCCGGAGUGCCUGGCUCGGCUCCUCGGAGAACUCCAGGAAGCCCGUCAGCAGGGUCAGCUGUCUGACAUCGUAACCUGGCGAGAGGCCCGGGAGCUACGGUAUCUGGACGCGGUAAUCAAGGAGUCUGGUCGGCUACACCCUCCCUUCGGGUUGCCCUUUGAACGCGUGGUGCCUCCGGAGGGAGCGGUCAUCUGCGGACAGGCCAUUCCAGGCGGCUCGGUGGUGGGUAUUAGUGCUUGGGCUAUCCAUCGUGACCCGGAGACGUUUGGCGCCGACAGCGACGAAUGGAAGCCGGAACGAUGGCUUUGUGACGAGAAGACGCGACGGAAGAUGGACAAUGCUCUAAUGACAUUUGGGGCGGGCCGUCGCGUGUGUCUUGGCAAGCACAUAUCCUAUCUGGAGGUCUACAAGUUGAUUCCGACUUUAUUCCAGCGAUACGAGUUCUCCUUUGCUCAUCCUGACAGCGAUCGAUGGGAGGUCAAGAACCGAUGGUUUGUCCAUCAAACAGGGCUGGAUGUGAGAAUCAAGUACAGGGAAGAACAGGUUUGACGCGUAGAAGGCGGGAGGAGAUUGGAUCGGCCAAAGGAGGCGAUGGCAAUUGAUUUCUUGGUAUUUGGUAACGUUCUCUUAGAUUAGAAGAAUGCAGAAGGCACUCAUGUUGGCUUCGAA
Aspergillus ibericus CBS 121593 is the source of this 1651-nucleotide messenger RNA. RefSeq names its product cytochrome P450. Gene Ontology annotation, molecular function: monooxygenase activity; oxidoreductase activity, acting on paired donors, with incorporation or reduction of molecular oxygen; heme binding. The record is from RefSeq and is a predicted model, not a curated record. The coding region runs from base 29 to 1531 and encodes 500 amino acids. Lineage: Eukaryota; Fungi; Ascomycota; Eurotiomycetes; Eurotiales; Aspergillaceae. The transcript has 5 exons.